Molecule: messenger RNA, 1763 nt
Organism: Musa acuminata AAA Group (dessert banana)
Lineage: Eukaryota; Viridiplantae; Streptophyta; Magnoliopsida; Zingiberales; Musaceae
Product: cyclic dof factor 4-like
Exons: 1
Coding region: 1152-1619 (155 amino acids)
Biological process (GO): regulation of DNA-templated transcription
Molecular function (GO): DNA-binding transcription factor activity; DNA binding
Source: RefSeq, a predicted model, not a curated record
GGCAAUCAUGUCUUUCCAUGCUUCAAUCAUCAAGAAAAAGUAAGAUGCCCUUUUGAGAUAGUUUUAUCAUUUCUAUGUGGAAAAGUGAGCAUUUGAUUGAAGCAGUGAGACAACUUUGCAGUUUUUUAUGGAGGAAUCUCUGCAUUUGACAGCUCCCAUUUACCCUUCACUCUCAUCUCAGCCGAGGAAGGAGGCUGCCUGGGAAGCAGCCGAAAGAUAUCUCUUUGAGUUGGGCUGCUUCUGCUGAGCACUCUUCCUGGGGUGGUUGUCGCACACAAGGACUCGGUUCUCAGGCACAGAAAAGAGUAGCCUCUUGGUGAAUGAAAGGACCUUUUUAGAUCAUACCGUCAUGAACAGGUCUCGUGCCAUGUUCAUGCAUCAGAUGAUUCAGUUUGGACCCAUCCAGUGAUGGGAGAGUCGUCUUUGUUUGGUACCAACAAGAUCAUAAAGGUGAGGGAAGAAGAAAAAGCCAAUCCUUUGUGUAGGACCAAAAAAGAUGCAGUUUUCUGAUGCUAACCACACUUGUCUGCAAUCUUUCUUGGUUCAGUACAAACAAAUCCCAUUUACUCCCACAUGCCUUGAUGUCUCCCCUGUGGAUCACAACCCCACAGACUGGUGCUGCAAUGAAUCCAGAGUUGAAGCAAUGAUACUGUGUGCCCUCUUUGAUCACCAGGAGGGUUGCACGUCGGGCUGAGCUCAAGGAUAUAUGAAUACCUUUUCCCCCACAUGAAAUGACCAUAAAGUAGUGUUACCUCCACCACAAAUAUUUCCCAAGGUAAGUUAUGAGAGUGCAGAAUGCAGUGUGUGGCAUUUGCACCCACCAAUAAUGGUGGAAAUUUCGUAGAAAAGUUCAGUCCCUCACUUCCAAAGUGGAGUUUCGUCAAACGAGCUUACUCUUUGUUGCUUAGUUUGGGGUCGUGACCUUUCAUCGCUUGAGGUGAAAAAGGACAAUAAAUAAAGAAUGAAGCCUUUCCUCGCCCUUUAUUGGCUGUUCCAUUGGCCCCUUUACAUAUAUCCAUUCUUCUCCGUCUCCUCCUCCUCCUCCUCCGAUCCCUCUCCAUAUAACUCUACGGAGUGCUGCUUUCCCCUUCUCCUCCUCCUCUUAUUCUUCUCGGUAUAAUCCUACAAAAUAUUCUUCUUCUCCUCUCGCGAUGGCAGAAGAAGAGGAAGCAGCAAGCUUCAAGCUUUUCGGAACGGUGAUUCUGAAGGGGGAAAGACACGUCAAGGAGGAAGAGGAGGCCGCGCAGGUGGCGUCGGGGCCGGGUGGGGCGGCUGAGGCGGCGGCGAGGGUGGCGGCGGCUCUGCCGUGCCCGAGGUGCAAGAGCAGGGAGACCAAGUUCUGCUACUUCAACAACUACAACGUGAACCAGCCGCGGCACUUCUGCAGGGCCUGCCACCGCUACUGGACCGCCGGCGGCGCCCUCCGCAACGUCCCCGUCGGCGCCGGCCGCCGGAGAGGCCGCCCCGCCCACCGUGGCGUCGGCGUCAGCAGCGGCGGCGGCGUGCUGGAGCGCCCGCCGCGGGAGCGUUUGGGCGGGGAAGCAGCGGAGCAGUGGCUCCUGAGGCCGCAGGCUCCGGCGAGGGUUGACCCAGGCUUCGACAGCGGGGGGCUUCGUUGACUUUCUUUCUAUGCGAUUACAGCGUGCUCCUCGCACGGGAAAAAGGUUUCUCUAUAUGCCUUGGCCGGCCUUUAUGAGUUGUAUUUGCACGACUAUAAUUGCAGUGCGAUUCCACAUAGAAAACCUUCUAUUUCUUGGCCUUAA